GGCUCGGUGUGCGCUGCCGCCACCUGCCCUGCCUCACAGCGAACAGUUCCUGCCUGGAAAUGCCAGCUUUUCCCCGCAUGGCACCGCCAUGCCACGGCUGCCAGGAGGCUGGAAGCACGGGGAGCACGGGUCCAGCAGUGCAGGGCAACCUUUUCCAACUAGGUUGGAAAAGACCUUUAACAUCAUCAAGUCCAAAUUAAACCGCUGCCAACACUGGGCUUGCAGUAGCUUUCCUCCACAUCGCCUCUAUGGAGACGCUGUGAGCCCGCAGGAAAACCGCCGCUUCCAGGCGCGCUGCCCAUCCCGCCGCCCCUCGCUGGGCCCCGCACGUCCCGGCGCUCCCCGCGGCCAGUCCCGUCGCGCCUCGCGGCCGGGGUGUUGCGGGUGAGGCCAUGGCGGGGCCGCUGAAGCGGUGCCUGGUGCUGCGGAGGGACGGGCGGCAGCAGCACGGCGUGGCCGCCUCCUGCCUGCGGGAGCUGCGCGACAAGGCUAGUGGCAUUCUGGCUAUUGACAAGGACAGGGAGCCCAUCACCUUAGUACUGGCAGAAGAUGGCACCAUUGUGGAUGAUGAAGAUUACUUUUUGUGUUUGCCACCUGAUACCAAGUUUGUGGCACUGGCCAAGAAUGAAAAAUGGUCCAGCAGAAGCUCAGACAGUGGAACAACCUGGCUCUCUGAGUCUACGGAUGAAGUGGACAGUGCCGCAGAGAAGUGGAAGCAGCUAGCUAGGCAACUGAAGGAUGACCUGUCCAAUAUCAUCUUGAUGUCUGAAGAAGACCUCCAGGUGCUUAUUGAUGUACCACGUUCAGACCUGGCAGAAGAACUUGCCCAGAGUCAAACCAAAAUCCAAGUGUUGCAGGACACUCUGCAGCAGGUGCUGGACAGACGAGAAGAAGAACGCCAGUCAAGACAGCUCCUGGAACUCUACCUAAAGGCCUUGAAAAAUGAAGACAGUAUCUUAAGCAAAGUACCAGAAUCUGAGACUGUACCAAGAAAGGAGAUGGAUGUGGUUGACACGAGUACCAGCAGUACCAGCACCUCAGCCAAAACAGUGCUCAGUGACCAGAUCGUUACUGCUCUGAAAGAGAAACCUGCUCCAGAGCUCUGCUUGGACAGUCAAGAUCUUGAGCUGGUCUUGAAAGAAGACACACAAGCCCUGGCCUUGGCUCUGAGAUGGGACAAGCAGAAAGCUGAAGCUCUGCAGCGAGCCUGUGAUCAGGAGCUCUCCAAGUGUCUACAACAAGUGCAGACUUUGCAUUCCCUAAGGAGCACAUCAAAGGGCAAGAAAACACUACCCCUGGGAGACUGGGUUAGUUCAAAACGCAAAAAAUAGACUGUGGUGCUGCUUGCAGUGUCUUGUUUUUUUGUAUUAGAAUCAGUACAAGCAAAGAUGUGUCCUGGGAGCCAUAGUCUGCUGGUCAUGCUGUGGUCAGACAACUCAAAUCUGGACAUUGUCCUGAGGUUUAAACUCCCAUGAUGAUUCAAAUCAUGUGUAACCAAAGGGAUUUUGACUUUUUGCAGAAAACUGGAACAAUGGGAUUGCUAAACACAGCAUGUAAAGGCUCAGCUUUGAAUACCUGGUUGGGAGCCAGCAGCUUCCAUCUGAUAAUGAUGGAUCUGGCUUUUGAAGCCCUGGGCAGUUUGCUUACUUUGUCCUCCUGCCAUUUCCAGUGUAAAGGUUGGAAGACCUCUGGAGAAGAUGCUUCAAGGCAGUUAAUGAACAGGGCAGAAGGGUUAGCCAGCUGCUCUCUGGCUUUAAGCUCCAGCCUGGGAUCAAGGAACUCGAAUUUUCGUGCUCAUUUCAUCAGCUAAAGUCAGUUCAAAGUCUUCUAACUUCUGUGCUUUUUCUGUAAGGAGCUCCUGGCUCCUGGGUGCCGUGUGUAAGCACUAACUUGUAAAACAUAGCAAAGGUGGAAAUACUCGCUUUGUAAGGCUGUGGGGCAGAAGAUUUGGUUUUGGUCUGCCUGUAUUACUCUCCUAAUCAUUAGUGUAAGUAUCCUGAUGCUUUUGUAUUAACUGGCUUAUUUUAAAAUUUGUUGAAGUCUCUCUAAUACCAUUAAAACCUUUUUACCUUA
Molecule: messenger RNA, 2073 nt
Organism: Pezoporus occidentalis (night parrot)
Lineage: Eukaryota; Metazoa; Chordata; Aves; Psittaciformes; Psittacidae
Gene: DFFA
Product: DNA fragmentation factor subunit alpha
Exons: 6
Coding region: 393-1331 (312 amino acids)
Biological process (GO): apoptotic process; negative regulation of execution phase of apoptosis
Cellular component (GO): chromatin
Source: RefSeq, a predicted model, not a curated record